Messenger RNA from Arachis duranensis, 720 nucleotides. RefSeq lists its product as uncharacterized. The transcript has 3 exons. Lineage: Eukaryota; Viridiplantae; Streptophyta; Magnoliopsida; Fabales; Fabaceae. Bases 1 to 720 code for a protein of 239 amino acids. The record is from RefSeq and is a predicted model, not a curated record.
AUGUAUAUUAGGAAUAGAAGGCGGGGUCAUACUUCGAUUGGUCGAAGAGUGAACACAUUGCCAUUAAGGCGAGAUGCAUUAGAUAAUAUCAUUGGGGAGGGUGGAGAUAGAAAUUGCAUAUGGGAGUUAAGAAUGAGUUUAAAUGCAUUUGCAACUUUAUGUGAAUUGCUACAAGUUCAAGGUGGAUUAGACGAAGACGGUAUUUUCACAAGGUAUUGUGUUCGUAAUGGCUUGAAAAUACCUAUUGGGUGUUAUUACUUAGUGGAUGCUGGCUAUACCAAUGGGAGAGGAUUUUUAUCUCCUUAUAGAAAUGUUCGCUAUCAUGUGAAUGAGUGGGUUCAAGGUCAUCGGGCACCACAAAAUCGUCUAGAGUUAUUUAAUAAGAAGCAUUCUUCGGCUAGAAAUGUGAUUGAGCGGUGCUUUGGGUUGCUUAAGAAAAGAUGGGCAAUUCUACGAAGUCCCUCGUUCUAUCCUAUUAGGGUUCAAAGCCACAUUAUUAUUGCUUGUUGUUUGUUACAAAAUUUUAUUCGUAUGAACAUGGAUGUUGAUCCCGAAGAAGAUGCAACUCUUUUGCCAGAACACAUACCGGUAGGAGAUGAUACUAUUGUUGAUGAAGCUGACACUAUUGAUGUUGUGGAAAGUAGCCAUGAGUGGACUCAAUGGCGUGAGGACCUAGCAACCGAGAUGUGGAAAAUAUGGAGAGGAGAACGUGGCGCGUAA